This is a messenger RNA of Serpula lacrymans var. lacrymans S7.9, 647 nucleotides long. RefSeq lists its product as uncharacterized. The transcript has a single exon. The record is from RefSeq and is a predicted model, not a curated record. NCBI's taxonomy places the organism in Eukaryota, Fungi, Basidiomycota, Agaricomycetes, Boletales, Serpulaceae. Bases 288 to 536 code for a protein of 82 amino acids.
AUUGAACACGAGUUUGAAGCGGUGACAAUUGAGUUAGGCUCAUGCCAGUACAUUUGAGAUAUUGGGAAGGAAUAUUGAGUUAUCGUUUCAGGUCGAGGAGAAAUCAGACUGGGAUCUCGGCAGAGUCACAAAAUCACAAUCCCAUCUAGGUUUGUUUUUGUUACCCCGAGUCAUUUUGUGUGCCGUGCUGUUGAAGAGGAAUCAUCAAGAUCCAUGAUACGUAGCCGACGAGCACGGCUUCAAAAAAGACCUGGAGUAUUUCGAUCCCAUGGACAUUGUAGGCACCAAUGUAUCAGGUGAUACUUCGCUUUUGGCUUGAACUUCUGGGCUUUGAUUUGGGAUUUGUGAUGCAGAGGUGCUUCGACGAUCUCAGGAAGGAAAAGGCCUACGUUCGAUUUGCCUUGAAGCUUGUAAACGUCACCAGAAACAAGUAUAACAACAUUGAGAUGACAACCUCAGCGAUAUCAUCAGGGGCACGAACCGGGGAUGUUCGCGAAAGGGCAUUCGUCGAAAGUGCGUUGCGAGCGGCGAAAUAGCCUAAGAGCGUACGUGGAAAAUUGAAAGCUUGCAUCAAAAGGCAUCCAGAAAGAGUUCCGCGAAUGCCCUGGUUAAAUCAGGAUGGGUCACCGAACUGUAGCUCGGGCCCC